UCACUCUGUAAGGCAAAGUUUGUUGGCAAAGGCAUAUUUUGCUAUAUAUUUACUGAUUACCAACAUAACUCGAUCGUAUUAUAAAAUAUGCAUAAAUGCUGAGGCAAUAUCUAAAACAAGUAAUCAAAGUAUUCAUAAGAUAAUUGAACAAAUCGGCGAUUGGCCCAUGGCUACUAACAAACAAUGGAAUCCUGUGGAUUUUGAUUGGAUGGAGGCAACCGUUAAGUUACGCUGGUUAGGAAUCAGCAGUGAUGAAUUCAUAAAAAUUCAACCUGUUAUCGACGUUUUCAAUAACACAAUCUAUCGUAUUGGGAUAAACGAACCUAAAUUAAGUUUAGACAGGAACCAACUGAUUGGCAAUAGCUCUGUGAUCAAGCAUUAUGUAAAUUUCAUGAAAAAAACAGCCUUAACAUACGGUGGUCAAAGGGAAAUGAUUGAGCAUGAUGUAUAUGAAGUACUUGAAUUUGAACGAGAAUUAUCUUUGCUAACAAUGCCUGAAGAAGCUGUUCGUGAAUCUAUCAUGUUUUAUCGUUCCAUGACUGUUGCUGAUUUGAGUACAUUGGCUCCCUCGAUUCCAUGGGUUGAAUUUUUGUCGGGACUUAUUGGUAGAGAAAUCAGUGACGAUCAAUUUUUAUUGGUUAAAAAUUUCAACGGUUUCAUUACUCGGUUAGAGUUGCUGUUGAAGAAAAUGGAAAAAGCUUAAUAACAGCGUAAUAUUGGCAAC
Molecule: messenger RNA, 724 nt
Organism: Tetranychus urticae (two-spotted spider mite)
Lineage: Eukaryota; Metazoa; Arthropoda; Arachnida; Trombidiformes; Tetranychidae
Source: RefSeq, a predicted model, not a curated record